Molecule: messenger RNA, 4380 nt
Organism: Erpetoichthys calabaricus (reedfish)
Lineage: Eukaryota; Metazoa; Chordata; Cladistia; Polypteriformes; Polypteridae
Gene: tek
Product: TEK tyrosine kinase, endothelial
Exons: 22
Coding region: 177-3293 (1038 amino acids)
Biological process (GO): positive regulation of kinase activity; cell surface receptor protein tyrosine kinase signaling pathway; protein phosphorylation
Cellular component (GO): plasma membrane; signaling receptor complex
Molecular function (GO): protein binding; ATP binding; transmembrane receptor protein tyrosine kinase activity
Source: RefSeq, a predicted model, not a curated record
GGAACUCCUCACUCCCUGAGAGCCGACUGCGGACCUCUCCUCUCCUCUCGUCUCGUCUCCUGGUCGGAUCUGCCCCUCCACACCACACUGAGCCGACGGUCACCAUGAGCUCAGUCCACAGCCAGUGCUGAUCCCUGCGCGCCUUCGCCAUCGGACAAAAGGCAAAAUAAUGCGUCAUGGAUUGGGGUCAACAGGCUGGAUGGAUGAAUCCUAAGAAAAUGGAAUUUCUGGCGUUUGUCAUGUUUUAUCUGCACUGGGUGAUUUUAGGUAAAACAAAUGAAGCCAUGGACCUUACGUUAAUAAACCCUGAUCCCAUUACCGCCAGCCUGAAUUCUUCCUUGAAGUGUGUGAACAGCGAACGCAGCAUCCCACAGCAACCAAAGAUUGAGCGCGAUUUGACUCUGCCAAGCCAGGCAUUUUCGGCUCCCAGCUACCAACACAACAACCAGUUUGUAUCGGAGAUUGCUUGGCACAACAGAAAUGACAGUUUUGGGGCUUUCUUUUGUGGUGAAAAAUACAAAAACUCUUUUAAUAAAGUCUACACUGUUAAAAUGCUGCAAACAGCAAACUUCUUGCCUGGCUCUUUGACAAUCACUCUGAACAAAGGUGACAACUUUACUUUGGUUUUUUUCCUGAAAAUGAAAGUCCAAGAAGAUGCCGUCAUCUACAGAAACGGAUCUUUUAUUCAUUCAGUUCCUAAAAAUGAUGUCCUGGACAAGUUGAUUUAUGGCCUGCAGACUGUUUCUCUGUGCGAUGCUGGGGUCUAUUCAGCCCGAUUCAUUGGACGAAAUGAAAACACUUCUGCUCUCAUCAGGCUGAUAGUAAGAAAUUGUCCUGCUGGAAAAUGGGGCCCUGACUGCACUCAAAUCUGCACAGACUGUAAAAAUGGAGGAAUGUGUCACGACGAGACGGGAGAAUGCAUAUGUCCGCCAGGAUUUAUGGGCGAUAUGUGUGAAAUAGCUUGUGGCAUGGGCAGAUAUGGCAAAACCUGCAAAGAAACCUGUGAAAAUGGAUCCUGCCGGUCUCUUGUUUUCUGUCUACGGGAUCCUUAUGGAUGUUCCUGUGCCACAGGAUGGAGUGGACUCGAGUGCAACCAGUCGUGCCCAGUUAAUUAUUAUGGAGCUGACUGUAAACUGAAAUGCCAAUGUAAGGAAGAGGAGAUAUGUGAUCGUUUUAAAGGAUGCCUCUGUGCUGGUGGGAAUGGAAUAAACUGUGGAAUACCAGACUUUCCAAAUGCAGUCCCAAAAAUUACUAGUUCACCGUUGCCAGUGGAGCUGAAUAUUGGAACAUCAGUCAUUCUCAACUGUUCUGCCACCAGCUACCCUCCACCUCUGCAUGGCGAAAUUGUGCUGUUAAAGCCAAACAAGAAAACACUUGAACCAGAAGAUACUAGAACAACGUGGUCUGAAUCCACGGCUAUUUUUAUUGUCAAGAAGCCCGAGCCCCAAGAUUCUGGAACCUGGACAUGCAGUGUGAAAACUGCUUUUGGAAAAGAUGAAAGUUCUUUUCACAUAAACAUCCGAGAACUUCCUAAACCCUCUGCUGUUAAGAUAAUUCCAGUCAGCAUGACAACUCUGAACAUCUCAUGGGAGCCUGUGGAUGGACUUCCAAAAGAGGAGACUACAUACAAGAUUGAAUAUUUUAAAAUGAAGGAUGGGCCUAAUGAUUCUGUAUCACUGAAGGAAGUCUGGAGUAACACAGCAUGUGAAAUUCCUGGAUUGGAGCCUAAACAGAAGUAUAGCUGCAAAGUCUGCGUCAAAUAUAAAUCUUCAUUACAAUGCAGUGAACCUGUGGCAGCAUGGACAUUCAGCAAUGUCAUCCCACCUCCUCCUUACAAUAUGAGAAGCAGCAAUGUGACAGACUCUUCUGCUGUUGUUUCCUGGUGCCUAGAGGAGGGAAACUCCAUCUCUGCUGUAGUUAUCCGCUUUAAUGGUACCAGAACUGAGGACUACAGCCAGCAGAUUACCAUAAAUGUCUGGGAAAAUUCCAUCUCACAGUUUCAGUUGAAUGGACUGAAGUCCGGGAAGACCUACAGGGUGGAGAUGUGGGCAAAAAACAACAUGGGAGAAAGCAUGGGUAACCCACAUGUGGAGCUAACAACAGGAAAACAAAGGGAUCACUCUAGAUUUCCUUUUCACGGUGACAGUAACAUGCUGCUCAUUGCAAUCCUGGGCUCAGCAGCAAUGACAUGUGUUACCAUUCUGUUGGCUUUCUGCAUUGUGCUGCAGCUCAAGAGGGCCACCUUCCAGAACAGAAUGGUCCAAGCGUUCCAGAAUGGAAUGAGAGAAGAGCCGGUGGUUCAGUUUAAUUCUGGGACCCUCACAAUGUCAAAUAAAAAUAAGUCUAGGCCAAAGCCAUUAGUCUAUCCCGUCCUGGAAUGGAAUGAUAUUAAAUUUCAAGAUGUGAUUGGGGAAGGAAAUUUCGGUCAAGUCUUAAAGGCCCGCAUUAAAAAAGAUGGACUCCGAAUGGAUGCUGCUAUUAAAAGAAUGAAAGAAUACGCCUCUAAAGAUGACCACAGAGACUUUGCGGGUGAACUCGAAGUCCUAUGCAAACUUGGAAGUCAUCCCAACAUCAUUAAUUUGCUGGGAGCCUGUGAGCACAAAGGAUACCUAUACUUAGCAAUUGAAUAUGCUCCACAUGGAAACCUGUUGGAUUUUCUGCGGAAGAGCAGAGUGCUGGAGACGGACCCCGCCUUUGCCAUCGCAAACAGCACAGCCUCCACCUUGUCAUCUCAGCAGCUUCUGCAGUUUGCUGCUGAUGUGGCUAGAGGCAUGGACUACCUCAGUCAGAAACAGUUUAUUCACAGAGAUUUAGCUGCCAGAAACAUUCUUGUAGGCGAAAACUUUGUUGCAAAGAUUGCUGACUUUGGAUUAUCCAGAGGACAAGAAGUGUAUGUGAAGAAAACAAUGGGACGGCUGCCAGUUCGAUGGAUGGCGAUCGAGUCUUUGAAUUACAGUGUCUACACGACUAAUAGUGAUGUUUGGUCCUUUGGUAUACUUCUAUGGGAGAUUGUAAGCUUAGGUGGCACACCUUACUGUGGGAUGACCUGCGCUGAACUGUAUGAGAAGCUGCCUCAAGGAUACCGACUGGAGAAACCCCUCAAUUGUGACGAUGAGGUGUUUGACUUGAUGAGGCAGUGCUGGCGUGAGAAGCCGUAUGAACGACCAUCAUUUGCACAGAUCCUGUUAUCACUGAACAGAAUGCUAGAAGAGAGAAAGACCUAUGUCAACACAACACUGUACGAGAAGUUUACGUAUGCUGGCAUUGACUGUUCAGCUGAAGAGGCCGGCUAAAUCAAAAAAGACACAACUAAAGUGGUGUUGUAAGUGAUCCGUGGGACACUUCCAGAAGAAGGCAACAUCUUUGUUGGACUACAGAAAAAAAACAAGGUAAUAUAAUUGGAAUGUCGCAUAAGGAUUAAAAGACUAAAUCAGCUACGUCAGUUACCGUGUGUUUUGGAAGACCAAUCUGCCAUGGACAGAUAUUUUCAUGUUGCAAGUGUACAUGCUCAAAAAGGCUUACGUGAAAUGAAAGUUUUUGUAAAAUAAUCCAAAAAAAUCAAUCAAAUUGAACUUACUGUACCUGGAUUUUUAAGCCAAUUUUCCCUGCAAGUCUGUGAAUGCUGAAUGUGUAUUAUAUAACUGCUGGGCUAUGGCGUCUUCUCACUUCCUCUCCAACAAACGCCCUUUGGUACCUCAAUCUACUUUCGUACAUCCUGAGAUAACUACAGUAAUAUUUGUGACUUUUUGAUCUCGACCUGCUCUUACAUUUGCAGUUCAUUGGGUACAAGGAGCCCCAAACAGUGGCAUAUUGUGACUCCUGCAAGACACUUCUAAUAGUUUGUUUUUUUGUGAUGGUGCCAACUGUGAAAUAAUCUGCAUACAAAAUCAAUGUUUUGCUGCAAGUGGUCAAGCAAGAUUGGCCCAAAGAGAGUGGCAACCGAGGUGACACUCAGGACUCGAGUGGUGAGGCUUUCUCUUUACAUUUAUGAAGCAAUACAACAUGCAGAAGAUGAUGUUCUAACUGAAACUUAGGCUGUUUUGUUAAGCAAAUAAUCUGAAUAUAUUUUUUAUAAAAGUAAGUACUGUUUAUAAAAAUAUCCAACCUUUUGUUGACAGGAUUUUAUUUUCUCUUGCAGUGAUGGCUGGCUUUGUUUAUCCACUGCUGCUUCAUGUAACACCAUAGGACUGCUUAGCUGUGUUGCAAGUAAAUUAAAAAAUAUAUAUAUAUAUAUAUAUAUAUCUGCUUGUAUAUCCAUAUGGCGUACCUAGAAAUUAAGUGGAGAAAUGUUUAUUACUGACAAUUGAAGAACUCUGUGCAUUUUGUGUUACGCUGUACAAAUGUUAAUAUGUUUAUUUUUCAAACAGUAAGCACAUUAAU